CUCCUGAUCGAGACCCCGGCCGUCACAUCCGUCGGCCGAUCAAACCUCGCCGAACUAACCCUGUUUGCGCCGCUAUAAAACCUCCAGGAAACCCGCACCACGUCGUACCCGCAUACCACCGAACCAAGAACCAGGCCUCCCGACCCCACCGUGAGCAUGCGCUUCGCGUGAACGGCGCCGCUGCUCCGCUACCACAUCGGCCCUUCUUCUUCCUCCUCGGACCACGCCGUCUCUUUGUGCUCUUCGUCUCAGACAGUUCCACUGGGAGCUAAGGAGCUAGCGUGAUUCACUAAUCUAUAGCUGGAGAGGACAGGAGAUACAGGCAUGGAGCCCGGAGCUGUCUCGACAAGCAGGGCGGUGGCCUUCUCCUGGGAGCAGGAGCCGGGGGUGUCCAAGGAGAGCACGAAGAAGGUGGAGGCACGGACGCACCAGCUGCGCGUGCCGCCUCCGCCGGGAGGUCCCGGAGCACCGUCCCUGUCGCCGCCGGUGAAGGCGGUGAGGAGCAGGUCCAGCAGGCGGGGCGUCCGGCCGGAGGAGGACCCGUUCCUCGCGGCCUACGUCGCCUGCACGGCCAGCGGCAGGAAGACCGGCCGGGGGCACACCGAGGCCCAGAAGAUGCUCGGGUAGGCCGGGCUUAGGUUUGCUCUUGGGCUUGGCCUCUCUUGCAAGACCUCUUGUGGUGUUGCGGAGCACAGCGUCGUCAGCCUGGCUAAAAAACCCUGAAAUGGAAGAUCAUUAGAUUUCCCUAAAAAAAGGAUGAUCAUUACAUUGACUAUUUCUGGUGUUUUUGUACUAUACGAUUUUUUUUGCCAUUUUGUACUACUGCUGAUGUCCUGUGGUGCAGAUCAUGUUCGUUAGUGGAUGACAAGUACAGUAGCAACAAAA
Messenger RNA from Triticum dicoccoides, 885 nucleotides. RefSeq lists its product as uncharacterized. The transcript has a single exon. The record is from RefSeq and is a predicted model, not a curated record. Lineage: Eukaryota; Viridiplantae; Streptophyta; Magnoliopsida; Poales; Poaceae. The coding region runs from base 325 to 627 and encodes 100 amino acids.